UCGCGAUGUCAAAUUAAGACCUUCCUGAAUCUUGCCUGAAUCAUAUUUGCGACGCGUCUCGCGCGCGCGCGCGUGUGUAUUUACAUCAAGUUCACAACACGAAGCGUUCGUAGAGAGAGGGAAUGAAUAAUGAAUGACAAAUAUUCGGAGUUUGCGGAAGAUUCGGAGGAGCCAUCCAUUACGUCGUCGGAUCCAAACGAGCGGAAAUUAGCGCGCCGGAUCCGUAUUCAGCGACGUGCAGAAGCGCUAACUAAAAAAAUAGGUCCUAAAGAUGAAGAAAUUGUCGAAAGGGAGUCUAUCGAAAAACAAAUACUUGCUAGUUUUGAACUCUUGGAAAAAUUAUCGACGGAAGCAGACGAAGUGGUAUCUUCCGUGAAAAUCGCAAACGAUGCUAGAGAAUUACAAAGACGGAGGGAAGAGCAGAAAAUCAGAAGAGAGUUGUUCAAAAUACUCGAGGAAGACGAGAAAGAAUGCAUGAGCAGAUACAAGGAAAUCAAUAAAAAAUGGUCAAAUAUUCUUGCGUCUAAAGAUCCGUUAGAUAUACACGCGGAAAUGGAAGCUCAAAAUGCCAAGUGUUUGGAUAUUAUAAAGAGAAAAGAUGCUGUUAUCGCACAAUUGCGACAAGAAUUGGAGAACGCCGAUUUCAAAUUUGUUAAUGAUCAGAAAACUCAGAACGAAGAUAUAAAUUUUUUGAUCAAUAGAAUGGACAAUCAAAUGAACAUCAUGGCCAAAGCUUACCGUCACGAGUUGUCUCUCAUUAAUGACGUAAUCGAAUCGGAGCAUAAAAUAUUGUUAGAAAAUAUGAUGGAAAAAUGGGAAGCGUUAUACAAACGAUUACAAGAGGAUAAUCUCGUGGGACUAGACAGACGAAAAGAAAUAAUGCACGAAUAUGAGGAAGAGAUGAAAAAAGUCAUAAUCGAACAUCAGGAAGAGUUCCGAGCUCAGAAAAUCAGUUUUGAACUUGAGAUUCAAAAGCUUCGACAAGAGGUGCAGAGCACGAAAGCGUUGUGUUUUAUAAACAUUGAGAAACUGGACUACAGCUACGCCGUGCUUAAACAACGAGAAGAUGAAAACAUUAUAGUAAAAAAUCAACAAAGGAGAAGAAUCAAUAAACUUCAAGAUGUUAUCAAUGGUCUAAAAAAGAAUUAUGCAGAGUUAGAAGAAAAUACGAGACUUGAGAUACAAAAACUUACUGACCAAGUCAUAAAAGCACAUAAAAAUAUUUUGGAUUUAGUGGAAAAGUCUAAUCAUUUUACGAGCGUUAAUGAUAAGAAAUAUAUGCAAAUUUGGGAUAUGAAUACGAAAAAUACGAAUGAAUUGCUCGACAAGAUUUUAACUAUUGACAAAAUUAUAUAUGAACAAGCGUUAGGCCUGGACUGGAAUCCACCUGAGAAAAUCUUAUUAAAUAAAGAAGAUUUGCCAUCUUAUCGUUGUGUAAUAUGCACUAUAGAAGAAGAAAAUAGAAUGGCUGAAGAAAAUAAAACAAUAUGUAAAUCUUAUAAACCGGCGAAUACCAUCGAGGAAAUCAAUUUAGAAAGACGAUUAUUAAAUCAUAUUAUAAGACAGAUCGCCGAUUGUUGCGAUUAUCUGAUCGAAAAUAAACUACUCGAGUUGCUUUUACCUUACACUGCAAAGGAUCAACUAGUUAUACGAUUAGAUAAUGUGUUUCAGGCACUGAACGUGAAAUCUGAAGAGGAACUUGGAUUUCUCUUAAAUUUCUUUUUACCGUAUGCGUAUUGUCCCAUAUGCAAAGAUAUAAGUAAAUCUAUUUGUGAUGAAAUUGUUAUGAUGAAAUCUGCUUCUUUAGAAACGGAAAUUAUAGAACAGUUAGACGUCUGUGGAAUUGCCGAAGAAUUUACGGAAGAUGCAGCUAAAUUGAUUGCUGACGUGAAAGAAGCGAUCUAUGUCGAGAAAUCAUCUAUUCCCAACAACGAUGUAAGCAUAAUAAAUAGUUCAUCUCCAAGUCCUCUGACUGAAACGUUACUUCCUAUUGUGGAACGCACCUCAAUUUCUAUUGCAUCUAUUUGCGAUAUUGUCAAAGAUGACGAUCAGAUGCAACGACGCUUAUUGUGCGACAAGGGACACUUGCUUGAAAUUGAAACUACGUUUGUCACUAAAGCUUUACGAGAAUUUGUGGAAAGAUAUUAUUUUGUUAAAUGGCAAGAGAUGCCACAAACUUUCCAGGAAAAAUUAAUAGACAAAAAAACAGUCGUGUCUCGAAAUAUAACAAUUCAGGAUAUAACAAAUUUUUGGAAACGAUACAUUGAAAUUUUCCCAGCAAAAAAGGAACGACUUUGGGAUGGCUUAUUAAUUGGACUUAAGAAAUAUCAUAAAGUGUUAAAAGAAAGACAUCAAUUGAAUAUCGAAAUAGAAUCUUUACGAAAGCAGAAUGCGGAAUUACGUCGUUUAUUGAAAACAUAUAUAAUCCAGCCUGAAGGUGAUACAUUAUCGCAGGAUGAUGUACAAUCUGUUUGCAACAAUUCAAAAUGCAAUUUACGCACAAAUUAAACUUACUUUAUGUCUAAAUAAAAAAAAUUUAAUAUAUAAUUCUCAACAUGAGAAACCAGUAU
Molecule: messenger RNA, 2570 nt
Organism: Cataglyphis hispanica
Lineage: Eukaryota; Metazoa; Arthropoda; Insecta; Hymenoptera; Formicidae
Product: dynein regulatory complex protein 1
Exons: 11
Coding region: 130-2508 (792 amino acids)
Biological process (GO): axonemal dynein complex assembly; regulation of cilium movement; cilium-dependent cell motility
Cellular component (GO): axoneme; axonemal dynein complex
Source: RefSeq, a predicted model, not a curated record